Molecule: messenger RNA, 9021 nt
Organism: Uloborus diversus
Lineage: Eukaryota; Metazoa; Arthropoda; Arachnida; Araneae; Uloboridae
Product: fibrillin-2-like
Exons: 66
Coding region: 1-8370 (2789 amino acids)
Molecular function (GO): calcium ion binding
Source: RefSeq, a predicted model, not a curated record
AUGUUUCUAAGCAGUAGGCCUAAUAUUUGCGGAGGGCGGAAUAAUCGAACCGCUCGAUGUUGCCCUGGCUGGAAAAGAAGAGGAGGAAGUGGACCUUGCAUAAUUCGUUUAUGUCAAGAGCCUUGUCUGAAUGGGGGACGUUGCAUUGGCCCUGACCGUUGUGCUUGUGUUUACGGAUUCACCGGUAGACGAUGUGAAAGAGAUUACAGGACUGGACCUUGCUUUCGCAAAGUGAAGAAUCAGUUUUGCGCUGGCCAGCUGACUGGUGUUGUCUGUACUCGACAGCUUUGUUGUGCAACUGUUGGAGUCGCAUGGGGACACCCCUGCGAGCAGUGUCCAUCAAGUCUAGAUUGUGAUAGGGGCUUCAUUACCAAUAUACAGUCAAAAACUUGUCAAGAUGUGGAUGAGUGCGAAGCGAUUCCUGGAAUUUGCGAAAAGGGGAAAUGUGUUAAUUCAGUCGGUUCAUUCAGAUGUGACUGCACAGAGGGUUAUCUGUACAAUGAAGACACAAGCACUUGCGAAGAUGUUAAUGAAUGUGAAGAAGACUCGAGCUUGUGCCAAAAUGGUAAAUGCGUCAACUCCGAUGGUGGUUUCAACUGCUUGUGUGACUACAGUUAUGUACCUUCUCAGAACCAACGAGCUUGUCUAGAUACCCGUCAAGCUUAUUGUUACAUCAACAUGGUCAAUGGCCAGUGCCGCAAUCCUCUGGCUGUACGCCUCACUAAAGUGGAAUGUUGCUGUGGAGUGAAUAUGGGUACUGGAUGGGGCGACCAACCCUGUGAAACGUGUCCUCUGCCUGGAUCCGAUGCUCAUAAUCAGUUGUGCAAAGCUAGUUCGACGCCAGAUAUCAAUGAAUGUGACUUACGUCCCGAUUUGUGUGAAAAUGGACGCUGCAUUAACACCCCCUCGUCUUACCGCUGCGAAUGCAACAGAGGCUACAGAGGAAGUAAUAACGAUAAGAAGUGUGUUGACAUAGAUGAAUGCAAGAACUCUACGUUGUGUCAAAACGGAAGAUGUAUGAAUACUAUAGGAAGUUUUUCUUGUAUCUGUCCAACAGGCUACGAUUUAACGUCAGACAAUACUAAAUGCACAGAUCAAGACGAGUGCUCUGUCACUGGCAUGUGCGCAAAUGGUGUUUGUGUUAAUGGUGCCGGCUCUUUCACUUGUCGAUGUCAUCCUGGUUAUACUUUAUCUCCUACCGGACAAUCAUGCAUUGAUAUUGAUGAGUGCAAAGAAAAUGAUCGGAUAUGUUUGCGAGGCACAUGCGAAAAUCAACCUGGAAGUUAUAAAUGUAUCUGUCAAGAUGGAUUUGUCGUUUCGCCCGAAGGAGACUUCUGUUUAGAUAGAAAUGAAUGUGAAGAGAAAGGAAUGUGCAGACAUGGGAUCUGUGUCAACGGUGAUGGAAGUUUCAAAUGUAUAUGCGACCCAGGAUAUAAAAUUUCCCCUGAUGGACAUUUUUGCAUUGACAUAAAUGAAUGCACUGAAACUCCGGAUGCAUGUGUGAAUGGCAGGUGUGAAAAUACUGAUGGUAGCUUCAGGUGUAUUUGUAUAGAUGGUUUCACAAUGGGACAAAAUGGAAGAAUUUGCCAAGACACACAUAGAGAUUAUUGUUUCUCCAAUUAUAAGAAUGGGGAAUGCUCAAAUCCCUCUUCAAUGGCUGUAACUAAAUCUGCUUGCUGUUGCGCCAAUCGAGGAGCAAUGACUCCUGCUUGGGGAAAUCCUUGUGUGCCUUGCCCUGCAUUAGGAUCUAAAGAGUUUCUUCAACUCUGCCCACGAGGUCCGGGCUCUGGUCAAGUUGAUGAUAUCAAUGAAUGUGUGGUUUUUCCUAAUAUUUGUCCAAAUGGUGCUUGUGAAAACCUGAAGGGUAGUUAUCGUUGCAUUUGUAAUCCUGGAUAUCAAGUAGAUACAACUGGAAAAAUAUGUUCAGAUAUCAAUGAAUGUGCAGUUAAUUUAUUGUUAUGUGAUAAAGGACAAUGCAGAAAUACACCAGGAAGUUUUCAAUGUACUUGUCCUACUGGAUUCCGUCAUAAUGUCUUGACAAAUACUUGUGAUGAUAUUGAUGAAUGCCAAGAAAGGGGCAAAGAAAUAUGCAUUGGUGGAUCUUGUUUCAACACUCCUGGAAGCUAUCAAUGUGAAUGUGAACCUGGAUCUGCCCUUGAUGGCUCAAGAAAUAUUUGUGUUGACAAUAGAAAAGGCUCUUGUUGGAUGAGUGUAAAAGGAGGUCGCUGUGAAAAUGAUAUUAAAUUCCCCAUGCUUAAAUCUGAAUGCUGUGGCUCUGUAGGCAAAGCCUGGGGUAGUCCUUGUCAACUUUGUGCCGAAAUAGAACGGCAGUGUCCUAAAGGUUUUGCCAUGUUAGAUGGAUCAACAUGUACAGAUAUAAAUGAAUGUGAAGUGUUUCCAGAUAUUUGUCAAGGUGGAGGAUUAUGUGUUAAUGUGGAAGGUUCUUAUCGCUGUAACUGUCCACCUGGUCUAACUUUGGAUCCCACUGGAUCAAAAUGCUACGAUUUACGAGAGGAAACCUGCUAUAUGCAGUUCGACAAAGGACGUUGUCUAAAACCAUUUGAUGGCCAUUAUAGGAAAAUGCUGUGUUGCUGUUCUUUAGGAAGAGCAUGGGGGCAUGCUUGUGAACAGUGCCCUCGUCCUGGAACAGAGGCUUUCAAUGAACUUUGUGUCAAAGGAUUUGGUUAUGCUUAUGUUUCAGAUAUUAAUGAAUGUGUGCAAUUUCCUUCAAUUUGUCAACAUGGUCGAUGCAGAAACACUGUUGGGAGCUUCAGUUGUCAGUGUAAUCCUGGAUUUGCACAAGAUUCUGAUGGCCUCAACUGUACUGAUAUAAAUGAAUGUGCUAUAGCACAUGGUGUUUGUGCAAAUGGUACAUGCAGGAAUACUGCUGGCUCUUUUAGAUGUGACUGUAAUGAAGGAUAUGAAGAUGUCAUGAUGAUGCAAAUGUGCAUGGACAUUAAUGAAUGCACAAGGAUUCGUGGAUUGUGUCGUGGAGGAAAUUGUAUAAAUACCCCUGGAUCAUUCAGAUGUGAAUGCCCUCCUGGUCAUGAACUGACACCUAAUGGCCGAGCUUGUAAAGACAUUGAUGAAUGCAGUCGAACUAGCGGAAUAUGCUCCAAUGGAGUUUGUGAAAAUAUGAUGGGUUCAUAUCAAUGUACUUGUAAUGAUGGAUUUAAACAGACAUCGCAACAUACCAGUUGCGAAGAUAUUGAUGAAUGUUCAAACAGAAAAGGUGGUUGUCAGUCUCAGUGUGUAAAUGCUCCAGGUAGCUACAGAUGUGAUUGUGAUGAAGGCUAUAAACUUAUGCCAGAUGGAACCAGCUGUGAAGAUAUUGAUGAGUGUAAAGAUAUUCCCAAUAUUUGCAGUGGUGGUAAAUGUACAAAUUAUGCUGGAUCCCAUACUUGUCAGUGUACCGGUGGAUUAAGGCCAUCACCUGAUGGUAAAUCUUGCCUUGAUAUUGAUGAAUGUGCAUUGAACCCAAAUGUUUGCCUCAAUGGUCGUUGUGAAAAUAAUUUAGGAUCCUAUAUCUGUCAUUGUGAUUUUGGAUAUUCUGUCAAAGACCAUGAACAAGGAUGUACAGAUGAUAAUGAAUGUGAAACAGGAAUCAGUGAGUGUGAUGAACAUGCUGACUGUGUUAACACUUUAGGCAGCUACGAAUGUAUUUGUCUGGAUGGUUUUAGAGGUGAUGGAUUCGAAUGUAGAGAUAUGAAUGAAUGUCUUAGAGAUAAUGGUGGGUGUGAUCCGGAUGCUGCCUGUGUCAAUGCCAUGGGAUCAUUCCAGUGCUCUUGUGACAGUGGCUUUACUGGAGAUGGUUUUUCUUGUAGAGAUGUCGAUGAAUGCAGCUUAAAUCCUGCUUUGUGUGAAAAUGGACAGUGUCUCAACUAUGGAGGAGGUUACAGAUGUGAAUGUGAUAUGGGAUUUGCUGCUGAAGAGAAUGAAAAAGCCUGUGUUGAUGUUGAUGAGUGUGCAUUAUUCCAAAACAUUUGUGCUCAUGGAAGAUGUGAAAAUAUUUUUGGCAUGUUUAGAUGCAAUUGUAAUACUGGCUUCCAGUUGGAUGAUUCCGGUGGGAAUUGUACAGAUAUUAAUGAGUGUGAAAAUCCACAAAUUUGUCAAUAUGGUACUUGUGUCAAUACUGUUGGAUCCUUCAUCUGUCAAUGCCCACCAAAUUAUUCACUUGCUCCAAAUGGUGCUGGCUGUAUAGAUCGAAGAGUGGGGCAAUGUUUCUUGGAUGUGACUGGAAUUUACAAUGGAAGAGGGCUUUGUAGCACUGAACUUGGAGAAAGAAUAGCUAAGGCAACAUGCUGCUGCUCUGUUGGAAGAGGUUGGGGACCCACUUGUGAAGUUUGCCCUGCAGUUAAUUCAACUGAAUAUCGUACACUUUGUCCUGGAGGGCAAGGCUUUCAACCAAAUCAAAUUACAGUAGUUUUGGAAGAUAUUGAUGAAUGUAGGGAUCUUUCUGGUGUGUGUAAAGGUGGAAGAUGUUCCAACACUUUUGGUAGUUUCAUGUGCAUUUGUGCCGAUGGUUAUACUUUAGACUCUACACAGAGAAAUUGUGUUGAUGUGAAUGAAUGUGCAAUAAGACCAGAUAUUUGUGGUGCAGGGACCUGCAUAAACACCGAAGGAAGUUAUACUUGCACUUGUCCGCCUGACUUUGUAUUAGUACCAGGAGGAACUUGUGUUGACAUGAGGCGUUCCAAUUGUUUUAGACAAGCAUAUCAUACAUCUACUCGUCCGUCACGUUUAGUGUGUGAGCAUCCUAUGAUGUCCAAUGAAACAAAAUUGACAUGUUGCUGUUCUGUUGGCCGAGCAUGGGGACACCCUUGUGAGCCCUGCCCUGUACAAAAUUCAGAGGAAUAUAGAAAAUUAUGCAGCAUGACACCUGGAACAAUAAUCAACCCAAUCACUGGUGAAGUUGAUGAUUUGGAUGAGUGUAAAUCUGGUGUAUGUGAAAAUGGUCAUUGCAAAAAUACUAUAGGCAGUUUUGUUUGUGAAUGCUACAAUGGCUAUAGGUAUAACACAUUAAUCAACAAGUGUGAAGACAUAAACGAAUGCAUAGAGACACCUGGUGUUUGUGAAGGUAGUUCUUCAUGUGUCAAUACUCUGGGAAGUUUUGAUUGUCGAUGCCCUGAUGGUUACAAACUUUCAUCAUCACGUCGAGAUUGCUUAGAUGUCAAUGAAUGUUCUAAAACUGGAAUGUGUGACAAUGGAGUCUGUAAAAACUUAGAUGGAAGUUUCAUUUGUACAUGCAACAAUGGUUAUCGCUUAUCUCCAUCAGGAGAGCAUUGUCUUGAUAUUGAUGAAUGUGCUCGCAGUCCAGGUAUUUGUGCUGAUGGUACCUGUACAAACGUUCCCGGCUCCUACAGAUGUCACUGUAAUCCUGGUUUUCAACUAUCACCUAAUGGCGAUUGCUUUGAUAUUGAUGAAUGCAGAACACAGUAUGGAAUUUGUCAAAAUGGUCGUUGUCGGAAUACAAUAGGAAGUUAUAACUGUCAGUGUCAAAUUGGGUAUAAUCUAAGUCCUGAUGGUCGUAGUUGUGUAGAUAUCAAUGAAUGCCUGGACAGUAACUUGUGUUCUCGUGGAACUUGCCGAAAUUCAGAAGGUUCUUUCCAAUGCACAUGUGAUGAAGGCUAUCAAUUAACUCAUGACAAGCGAGAUUGUGAAGAUAUUGAUGAGUGUCGAAGCAUAUCUUCAAUAUGUGAUGGUGGUGCAUGUACAAACACUGAUGGAAGUUUUAUUUGUUCUUGCCCUCAUGGAUAUCGACUGUCAUUUGAUGGAAAGGAAUGCAUAGAUACACGACAAAACAAUUGCUUUCAAGAAUACAUUAAUGGAAUUUGCAGGAAUCCAAAAACUUCUAACAUGACAAGAAAAGAAUGUUGCUGCAUGAAAGGAUCUGUUGCUUGGGGAGCAAAUCCGUGUGAACCGUGUCCUGAUCCUAGAGGAGGUUUGGCUUUCAAAAAAUUGUGCCCUGAUGGCUUUGGAUACGUCAUAGUGAAUGGCAUAAUGGAAGACAUAAACGAAUGUAUGAUGGAUCCUACUUUAUGUGAAAAUGGUAUUUGUGUAAAUACUGAUGGCAACUAUCGAUGUGAAUGUCUUGAUGGCUUCAAGAUUGAUCCGUCUGGAACCAAAUGCAUUGAUAUGGACGAAUGCAGAGAACGAGGUUUUGCAUUAUGUGGCAAUGGAACCUGUACAAAUGUCAUUGGAGGAUUUGAAUGCGAUUGCCGUGAUGGUUUUACUGCUGGACCUAGUCAAACUUGUGAAGAUAUUAAUGAAUGUGAAGAAAUGGGAUCCCUUUGUGCCUUUAGAUGUCAAAAUAUACCAGGAUCUUUUAAAUGCACUUGUCCAUAUGGUUACACUUUAGCGCCUGAUCAAAGACAUUGUGAAGAUUUAGAUGAGUGCAAGACUCCUGCAAAUGAUUGUCGAUUUGACUGCAAAAACCUUAUAGGAUCUUUCAUGUGUAUAUGUCCUGAAGGAUAUCAGCAAAUUGGCAUGGUUGAUGAUUGUACAGAUAUUGAUGAAUGUCGCACAACUCCUGGAGUAUGUGUGAAUGGAAGAUGCAUUAACACCAGAGGCUCUUACCGCUGUGAAUGCUAUGAUGGAUUUGAACCAUCCAGAGAUCAAAAAGAAUGCAUAGAUGUUCGUACUGGCAAUUGUUACAAACUCCCAUCAUGUUCUUCGCAAACUCGAGAUGCCGCUGAGAUGACGAAGAUUGAUUGCUGCUGUGGAAUGGGAGCUGCUUGGGGACCAAGAUGUGAAAUAUGUCCUCAGAAAGGAAGUGAUGAAUAUAACGAGCUUUGUCCACAUGGAGUAGGAUUUGAUAAAGAUGGUAGAGAUGUUGAUGAAUGUUCCUUAAUGCCUGAGCUUUGCCAAAAUGGACGUUGCAUCAAUACCCUGGGAUCAUAUCGCUGCAUUUGUAACAAAGGAUAUAAACCAGAUCUUUCUGGAAUAAGAUGUGUAGAUGUCAAUGAAUGUGAUCAUGUUCCUCCUCCUUGUAAGUUCACUUGUGAGAAUACGGAAGGAAGCUUCCGCUGCUCAUGCCCGAGAGGUUACGUUUUGGCCCCAGACAAUAUUACAUGUAGAGAUAUUGAUGAAUGCAAAACUGGAUUGCAUGAUUGCCAAAAUCAAUGUGUCAAUACUCAAGGAAGUUACCAAUGUACUUGCCAGUCGGGUUUCACCCAGUCUGGUGGCCAAUGUUUAGAUAUCAAUGAAUGCACAGAUGAACCACAUUUGUGUUCUCCUAGUGGAACUUGCAUGAAUAUGCCUGGAAGUUUCAAAUGUCUGUGUCCAAGAGGUUAUAAUUUAGAUCCUUCUGGAAAAUUUUGUAUUGAUACUGAUGAAUGCCAGGAUGAUUCUCGUUGCCAACAUGGUUGUGAAAAUAUGGUCGGCGGUUACCGCUGUGCUUGUCCAGAAGGUUUCAGGCAACAUUAUUAUUGGAAUCAAUGUGUAGAUGAGAAUGAAUGUGCAGCAGGACCGGUAUGUGGAGCAGCAAGCUGUGAAAAUACUGUUGGUAGUUAUUCCUGUAGUUGUCCCCCUGGAUAUGUGUUUGAUGGGAACAACAUGAUGUGCAUCGAAGUAGGUGGUGGAGCUGGUGGUUGCCAAAAUGCACCAUGUAACUUUGGUUGUUCUACUGGACCUUAUGGUUAUUUGUGUGGUUGCCCAGAUGGCUAUCAAAGAAGCCAAGGGCACUGCUUAUCCAGUAUUUCUCCACAAUCAUAUAUUGGCUCUAUCUCUCCUCAGAAUAUCGGAGGAAUAGACAACAGUUUACUACCUUUAGGAAAUCUUCAUAUACCUAGUGAAAGUAGUUAUACUGGUGAUAAAGUGAUUUCUACUGAAGGUUGUUAUUCUUGUAAAUUAAACAGCAAUAAUCGUCAAAAACGGGAUGUUUUCAACAGGACAAAAACUUUUCCUGAAGUUAGAAGGCUACAUUCCAAUAAGUUAUCAGUUCCUCAGUUACGAAGAUUAGAGAAAAAAGUUCCCAAUAGAAUGCAACAUCUGCCAUCCCGGCGUAUUCGUCAUUUGCAGAAUGCAUCAAAAAAGCUCUUAAAGGUCAAAACUGUGGAAGCUGAACCCCAUAUCACAAUUUUUGUGCCAUUGAAUCGGCUAAAUGCUGAAGUAGAUUUGCUGACAAUUCAACCAGCAGUUAAAUAUCUCAAUAAUAAUGAAAAAUUCCAAAUCAUAGAUGGCAAUAAAAAUAAUUUUUUUGCCAUAUCCAACAGAAGAGGCAUAUCAGUUCUACAUUCUAGAGAAAAAAUCAGACAGCCAGGUUUGCACAUAUUGAAAAUUUUAGGCACCAUUGAAAGCCUGACACAGAUGGCCAAAAUAACGGAACAAAAACCAUUUCAUUUGACUGUGCAUUUGGUAAUCACAAAGUGAGAAAUGUUGUUAUAAGAUUGUUGAAUCACUGCCUUUAGAGAAAAUCGGAUUUAUAAGCUGGAAUUUUCCAUGCAGAGCCUUCAGAGUACUAAAAUAUAUUUUAAACGAAUCAAAAGUCAAUUUUAAGAAAAUUAUUUAUUUAAAUCAUAACUAAAUAUUUAAAAGUUAACAUUUCUAGUUAUAAUAAGAAAUGUAUACAGAGCUUUAAAAUGUUCCCAAUCAAAAUGUUGACGGUUUAUCCUAACUUGCCUACAUUACAAAUUCAAACGUUGUGAAGUUUGUUUUCAGUAUUUAAAAAUAAAUGAAUAAAAAAUAUCUGACCCAGCAUUACACAUUUUUUAAAUCUGUGAUAUUUUAUACAACAGAUCUGUGUUAUAAUAAUUUUUAAUAUUGAUUGGGAAAAUAAGUGUGUGUAAGUUUUCCGUGCCAUAAGGUAUUUGAAACAGCUAAAUUUAGCCCAACAUAGGUUCUAUAGUAGACUUUGAACUUCUGCUUUAUGCAAGAGCUCUAUUUUUAGUGCAAAUAAUUUUUUCAUGUCCAUUAUGUGAAAAAACAUUCAUGACAUUUGACACAAGCAUCAUGUACCAUCACAUUCGUAUUUCAUCGUCAUUUUUUUGUAAGCUUGCUGUGUGAGAAAUUGUACAGUUUUUG